GCGGGCUGGAGCGGAGACCAGGGAGCCCUCUGCGUCAGCUGCUGCUCACUGCGCCGCUCCAGUACCAGUCAGGACUCACCCGCAGCUCCAUGCUUGUGCCCGGCUCGACUCGUCCAUCCUCGGAGAAGAGCCCAUGAGGCUCCCAGUCCCCAGUGAGUGCCGCCCUGAAGGAUGUCCCAGCUCUCCUCCACCUUGAAGCGCUACACAGAAUCAGCCCGCUACACAGAUGCCCCUUACGCCAAAUCAGGCUAUGGCACCUACACUCCCUCUUCCUACGGGGCCAACCUGGCCGCCUCCUUCCUGGAGAAGGAGAAGCUCGGUUUCAAGCCGGGCCCCUCAACCAGCUUCCUCACCCGUCCCCGUACCUACGGCCCCCCAUCCAUCCUGGACUAUGACCGAGGCCGCCCCUUGCUGAGACCCGACAUCAUCGGAGGUGGUAAGCGGGCGGAGAGCCAGACUCGGGGCACUGAGCGGCCUUCAGGGAGUGGACUCAGCGGGGGCAGUGGAUUCCCUUACGGAGUGACCACCAGCUCCCUCAGCUACCUGCCCGUGAAUGCCCGCGACCAGGGGGUAACCCUGACCCAGAAGAAGUCGAAUAGUCAAUCGGACCUGGCCCGGGAUUUCUCCAGCCUCCGGACCUCAGAUAGCUACCGGCUAGACCCGGGGAACUUGGGCCGCAGCCCCAUGCUGGCCCGCACGCGCAAGGAGCUGUGCGCCCUGCAGGGGCUCUACCAGGCAGCCAGCCGCUCUGAGUACCUGGCCGACUACCUGGAGAACUAUGGUCGCAAGGGCAGCACGCCUCAGGUGCCCACCCAGGCCCCUCUCUCACGAGUCCCUGAAGUCCUCAGCCCCACCUACCGACCCAGUGGCCGUUACACUCCGUGGGAAAAGAGCAAGGGCCAGACCCCUGUAUCCAGCCGCUCCAGCUCCCCCGGGCGAGACACCAUGAACUCUAAGAGCGCCCAGGGUCUGGCUGGUCUUCGAAACCUUGGGAACACGUGCUUCAUGAACUCCAUCCUGCAGUGCCUGAGCAACACCCGGGAGCUGAGAGACUACUGCCUCCAGAGGCUCUACAUGCGGGACCUCAGCCACAGCAGCAGUGCACACACGGCCCUCAUGGAAGAGUUUGCAAAACUAAUCCAGACCAUAUGGACCUCAUCCCCCAAUGAUGUGGUGAGCCCCUCUGAGUUCAAGACCCAGAUCCAGAGAUACGCACCGCGCUUCGUCGGCUAUAAUCAGCAGGACGCUCAGGAGUUUCUUCGCUUCCUUCUGGAUGGGCUCCACAACGAGGUGAACCGGGUCACAGUGAGGCCCAAGUCCAGUCCCGAGGGCCUCGACCAUCUCCCUGAUGAUGAGAAAGGGCGCCAGAUGUGGAGGAAAUAUCUAGAACGGGAAGACAGUCGGAUCGGGGAUCUCUUUGUUGGGCAGCUGAAGAGCUCCCUGACGUGUACGGAUUGUGGUUACUGUUCUACAGUCUUUGACCCCUUCUGGGACCUCUCCCUGCCCAUUGCUAAGCGAGGUUAUCCCGAGGUGACUCUAAUGGAUUGCAUGAGGCUCUUCACCAAAGAGGAUGUGCUGGAUGGCGACGAGAAGCCAGUAAGUCACCUUCCAAGACAGCGAAAGCUCAUCUCCCAGAGCCCUCUCGGGGGCAGACUGGCACGGGAGCUGCUGGAUUUGGCUGUCGACCUCUCUGUGAGUCCUUGCCAGCCCUGUCUGUCGUGUUUUUCAGACGUGCUGUCGCUGCCGAGCCAGAAAACGCUGUAUAAAGAAGUUCUCCGUCCAGAGGUUCCCAAAGAUCUUGGUGCUCCAUCUGAAGCGGUUCUCGGAAUCCAGGAUACGAACCAGCAAGCUCACAACAUUUGUGAAUUUCCCACUAAGAGACCUGGACUUGCGAGAAUUUGCCUCAGAAAACAUCAACCAUGCUGUUUACAACCUGUACGCUGUGUCCAAUCACUCCGGAACCACCAUGGGCGGCCACUACACAGCCUACUGCCGGAGUCCCGUCACGGGCGAAUGGCACACUUUCAAUGACUCCAGCGUCUCCCCCAUGUCCUCCAGCCAAGUGCGCACCAGCGACGCCUACUUGCUCUUCUACGAGUUGGCCAGUCCGCCCUCCCGCAUGUAGCAGCCAGGAGCUACGUCCCGUCCGCCCUUCCCCGUGGUAGCCCCACACCCUGAGUUUUUUAAAAAGACAAAAAAAAAAAAAACAAAAAACAAAAACAAACCCUGACGUAUAAGAAAAAUAAAGGAAAAUGAAGCUGCCAGCAGGAGUUGCGGCAGCAUGGCCGGGAUCUGGAGGCGGGAGCCGGGCGCUCCGCAGCCGGCCUGGCAGGGAAGAUCCGCAGGACACAGACCCAGCGGGCGCGGCGCCCCUCGGCUGUUUGCAUUUGCACACCCGCAGCUCGUUCCUGUGUGUGAGAAACGGCAGCAUCUGUGGGGAGAAGACAGCACCUCGGCGCUGCGCGGCCGCGGCCUCCCGAGAAGACAGCGCCCUCUAGAGCCUGCGGGGAGGAUCGCCCCCGGGAGCGCCCCGCCUUCCUCACCUGGACCCCUGCUCACCGGUUCGGGAGCAAGGAAAACACCUGUGAGCCAAGAGCCCUCUUAACGCUGCUAACCCCAGGGGGACAGAUGAGGGGACAUCUUUGAAAAAAAGCUGUUUUUGGUUUUUAGAAGCCCAACUUUUUUAAAAAAUUACCAUAACUAAAGUUUUCAGACUGGAGAUGCUCUCCUUGACACCUCUUCACAGCUGGGACGUCGUGCUGGUCAUUUUUCUUUCUUUCCUUUUUUUUUUUUUUUUUUUUUUUUUUAAUUCUUCAAAUACAGAUUUUCUAGUGCUAGCCCCCAGUGGUGCUAGGUGGGAGUUGGCCAGACCCCAAACACAGCCACAGUAGAUCUGGGAUCUGACAAGUUUUUUGUUUGUUUUUUUAAUGUUUUGGAUGGAAUCUAGUUGCCUCCAAGAACUGUGCCUUAUAGCAUUUGGGGACCAGGGGGUGACUGCCCCUCCCUGAAAUAUCCCACAGCCUCUUCCCUUUUCCCCGGUGCCAUGUUCAGAGCCAUUGGAAAGCUCGGGGUCUUGCCCUCAGCCCCUGGCUCGUUUCGCAUCGCAGUGAGGUGAAGAGGAGAGUAGGUCAAAGAUUUCUGAUAGUGUUUCAAGUUCUGCCCACCUGCUUCCUCUAACCCGCCCCUGGUCUGCUCCCCAGCUGUUGGAAGGAUAGCACGAGCCCCCUACCCUCAAGCUUCUCCCCCCUUUAAUUUAUUCCCCCUUAACAAGCUCUCCUCCGCCUUCCUGCCCCAGCCCCCUUCUCAGAACCUCCUGGCAUAGGCCCUUUGGACCGAGUUUCUCAGGGAUGCCCAUGCCACCCCCCGGCUCCUCUUGGCAUCAGUCUGCAGUCCGGCCUGGGAGCUGGAGCCUGGGUGUUUGGGGACAUCUUGCCUCAAUUGUAUGAUUCUCUGCCAUGGGCGUGAUUGUGCCCUACACAGCUGGGCAAAACUCUGUGCUGUCCCAGGAGAGAAGCCCUUCAGCACCCAGGAACCGGGCUCUGGGCCUGGACCUCUCUGCACACCCACACAGCUGGGCCCUGCCUGUGUCCCUUGGAACCCAGGACUUUCCUGAGCUCCCAGGAGGCAUCCGGAAAAAAACACACCCUGAGUUUAACUGGCCUGACACGCUUCUCCAGGGAAGACCUGUGAACCUGAGCCAAAGGGCUGGGGUACACUUGUUUACUGUGUAAGCAAGAGUAGAAUGUGUGAUGUACAGUGGAACCUUGUACAGAAUAAAUAAUAGCUUUGAGAGAUGA
Molecule: messenger RNA, 3797 nt
Organism: Sus scrofa (pig)
Lineage: Eukaryota; Metazoa; Chordata; Mammalia; Artiodactyla; Suidae
Source: RefSeq, a predicted model, not a curated record